This is a messenger RNA of Tricharina praecox, 1467 nucleotides long. Its product is annotated as Alpha/Beta hydrolase protein. The transcript has 4 exons. The record is from RefSeq and is a predicted model, not a curated record. NCBI's taxonomy places the organism in Eukaryota, Fungi, Ascomycota, Pezizomycetes, Pezizales, Pyronemataceae. The coding region runs from base 1 to 1467 and encodes 488 amino acids.
AUGUCUCUCCAGCACACGUCCCUCAACGCAACCCUGACACCCGUCCGUGUAUCCACGGCCCCGGAUAUCGUCCAGUACCGGAACAUCAAGUUCGCGUCUAUCUCGGAGCGGCUCACACAUUCGAAGUCGAUCAAUGACUGGAACGGCGCCUCGAUUGGAUCUGAGAAGCAUGGCCCCCGAUGUCCGCAGGUAUACUACGACCUGAAUACCCUUUUCAGAAUCCCCGCCGAGCAAGCCCCUAGCUGGGUGGAGCCCGAGGAUGAAUUCGAGUGCUUGAACCUUCACGUCACGGUCCCUGCCGGCGUAAAGGCGGGGGACAACGUGCCGGUCCUGAUGUGGCUGCACGGUGGUAGCUUGGUAGCUUCCUGUUGCGGAGCGAAGUCGGGGGUGAAUGAUCCCACAAAGCUGGUUGCAAAAUCGGUUGAAGACGGCACACCGAUCAUCUUCGUCGCGAUCAAUUACCGCCUCGGAUUCCUCGGGUUCGCACACAUCGACGACGAACUCACAAAUUUCGGACUGUUUGAUCAGAAGCAUGCCAUUGAAUGGGUUCACCGGCACAUUCACGGCUUCGGUGGAGAUGCGAGCAACAUCACACUCGGUGGCGAAAGCGCAGGCGCUAUAGCGACGCACUUUCACACGCUUUCCGCACAUUCGUCGCUUCUCAAGCGCGUUAUCCUGCAGUCCGGCACCGCCACAACCAUUCCGGCACAGCCCGUACCCGUGGGAGAGUUUUUCAGGAACAAGCUCUUUGCCGAGCUCUCGGUUUCCAACAUCGACGAGUUCAGGAAACUGGAAGCGACAGAAAUUUGCCGUGCGCAACAAGCGAUCGGCGUCAACACAAUAUUCCCCGUUGCAACCGGGAGCUUCUGGAGCAAGGAGCCGUGGCGAGGUGAAGUCCUGAUUGGCGAUGUCGAGAAGGAAUACAGUCUUUUCACGACAGGCAUCACAUCACUGUCCGCCCCCGCCAUUGAAUUUCCGGACGUUCCAGCCUCCAAGGCAAUCCUUGACGGAUACGGCAACAACCUUGACGGAGUACUCAAAUUCUCCGGAGAUGCGAAGUUCAACUACCAUACGGAAAUGUACCACCGCGAAUUCCUCCGCGACUCGCCAAAGACGUACCGUUACCUCUUCGACGCUCCAAACCCGUUUGUACCCGAGCUCGGCGCACAUCACGCGGUCGACUUGCUGUACCUCUUUGGAGGUGUGCAGCUAUCGGCGAGGCAAGAAGCACUCGGUGACGCGAUGCGCCGUAUAUGGGUUCGGUUUGUGGCUGGCGUUGAACCGUGGAACAAGGAGGGCCUCGAGAAAGUGCUCGUCAUCGAUGCGGAUGGAUGUAGAGUCAGGGAUGCGGAGGAAGUGAAGAAGAGAAGAAAUGCGGAGCAGUGGAAGGUUUUGGAGGAACUGGGGUGGGAGGCUGUUUCAAAGGUUAUUGGAGAGGUGGUGAGGGGGAAGAUCAGGUUUGAGUAG